AUGCCGCCCAAGGCAAGAGGACCGCUGCAGUUGGUCCACAGGGAGGUGGACAACAUACGAGGGCAGCUCCAAAGUCUGUUGAAAGAUGUUCAGAAUAAGGUGGAAAGUAAAGAAGAGUCCUUUCGAAGAUGCACAGAACUCAAGAUAUCCGCAGAGAAAACACUAAAGCACCUGACAAAAUUGACUAAGGCUGAUGAGAUUGCUCCUGUGGGACACUACGACCAGAGGAAACUAGAGGAAGUAGGACGACUGCGCAACAUCCUGGAGCAGCUGAACAACCUGUCUGACAAGCUCUCACCACCUGGAACCAGCGCCGAGCCAGAUCCAGGUGACAGCGAGAAAGAAGAUAGCGAAGAAGAAACCGAAGAGAGCGAUGAGGACGACAGCGACGAAGCUGCUAAUGAUGAGAAUCAAAAGAACCAAAGCCAAGCGGUGAACGCGCCUCGGGAAUCGGAGCCUUGCAUCUACACGGCACUUAGCGAUUUCAAAGGAGACCAGGAAGGAGAUUUGACGAUCCAGCUGGGUGAAACAUUAAAGAUCAUCAGAAAGACAAGCGAUGGCUGGUGGCUUGCUGAGAACACCAAGGGCGAAAGAGGAGUGGUGCCAAGAACGUACCUGAAGAUUGGUUCAAACCUCAAUGACGACAAGGACGAGGACGAUGAAGAAGAAGAAUCCGAUGAGACCGAGGAGGAGAAAGAGGAGUCCGACGAGCUGAGCAACAACGAUGAUGACAAACAAAGUGGUGCUCCCAAGACCAACUGGUCCACGUUCAGAAAAGCUCUCACUGAGAUUGACGCUACGGAUGUCCUCUCUGCCAUGGGCGCCAUUCCUUCCGGAUUUAGGCCUUCAACUCUCAGUAAACUGCUUGAGGAAGAAGGCGACAAAUACAAAGGAAGUCGGUACAUGCAGCCGGAGCUCAGCCAAUCGCAGCUCUCCUUCAGCGACCUCUUCUUAGACCCCGACACUGGCAAGGUGCGUCCCCGCCAAACCCGGACAUGUGUUUGCUUCACCCUGUGGAGUUGUAAGAAGAUCCCUAAACCCGGUGUCGCCCUCCAAGUCCUAAGCAGACACAUUCGCCUUUGCGCCUUCGAUGGAAUCCGGGUGCUCAGCAACAUCCACACAGUGAGGGCGACCUACUCCAGCAAGAAACCCAGGGUUUGGCUUUUCUCCCCGCGGACAUCCGGCGUCACGCCCUCCCUGCUGGACGGCGACUGCUUCCUGCGCUGCGACACCGACAACCCUGGCCUCGGUAUCCUCUUUGAGCUCGGCGUCACCUUCAUACGCAACUCCACGGGUGAACGAGGAGAUCUGAGCUGCGGUUGGGCUUUCUUUAAGCUAAGCGAUGACGCUGGAAAUCCCGUCCCUAACAGAACCUACGAAAUCCCAGUGUGUGGCGGCACUCCUUACGAGACGAACGUCGACGUGGAGGGCGCCCCUUCUCCACCGUCGACGGCGGGAAAAUUCUACCAAAUGCUGAAAGCGCAGCGGCAGCCGAAACUCAUCGUCAAAUUCAAGACACCUAACAGUCGCCUUAAAACGCAACUAAGCCUCCUGCCUGACACUCUCGUACACUGUCUCAACUGCGUUCCUUUGCUAGCUAUGUACCGUCAGCUUCUAGCUGACGCGCUACUGGUGGACCGGCCCACCAUGCAAAACGCAGAUUUGAUAUUCAAUCCGGUUCUCGCCGCUUUCCCGGCUCUCGUGGAUCAACCCGACAUGCUGGAUGCUGUCAGGACUGCUUGGAUGGACGCGCACAGCACCAUGAAGUGGUCACAAAAGAGAGAAGAGGCUCAGGUGAAGGAGAAGUUCACCCAGACGUUCCUUUCGUCGGUGUCGCUCCUGCUAUACUCUUCUUCUAUGCCGCCAUACCGCUGGGCUGACGCGUCGUCGGAGGAGCGGCGGUCCCGCCUCAUCUCCUCCACGCUGGAGGCGCUCAAGAAGGCCCGCGGAAAAACGGGGAGUCUGGAAGCACUGACCGACCCCGCCGCCACUCACGUGGCUUUCGACAUCUCAGAGAUGACCUUUGACCUCUUGCGUGAGGCUAGAUAG
Molecule: messenger RNA, 2049 nt
Organism: Nerophis lumbriciformis (worm pipefish)
Lineage: Eukaryota; Metazoa; Chordata; Actinopteri; Syngnathiformes; Syngnathidae
Source: RefSeq, a predicted model, not a curated record